GCUGGACCUACGCACGGGUGACGAAAUUGCCAUUAUCCCACCUAUCAGUGGGGGCUAAAGUUGGGAAGACCUUUUCAGUUCUAGAGAUAUCAUGAAUGGAAUUGGGGAUGAACCCAAGGACUUCAUUAAAUUGACUGAAGACAAGCUCUCGGCAGACGAAGUAUCAGCCCUGGUGAUUUCUCCCUGCUGUGGUGCUGUGUCCCUGUUCAUAGGCACUACCAGAAAUAACUUUGAUGGGAGGAAAGUCAAGUGCUUAGAAUAUGAAGCGUAUGCAUCCAUGGCUGGAGUGGAAAUAAAGAAAAUAUGCACUAAUAUAAGAUUAAAAUGGCCCUCAGUCAGACAUAUAGCAGUACAUCAUAGACUUGGUACGGUUCCCAUUAGCGAAGCGAGUGUGAUUGUGGCGAUCUCGUCUCCUCACAGAGCAGAAUCUCUUGAGGCUGUGCAGUACUGCAUCAAUACUUUAAAAGCAACAGUACCUAUCUGGAAAAAGGAGGUCUAUGAAGAAGAAUAUUCCUGGAAAGAAAACAAGGAGUGCUUUUGGGCUAAGACAAUGAAGUAGACUUCCAAUUUGUGGGACUGCUUAGUUUUGUUAAAAAUAAUACAGAAGAUGGAACUAGCAUAUGAGUGUAUGGAACCCUGGUUGUAGGUUAUAAUUUCUCCUUUUCUAUCUAGUCCUUAUUCGCUGCUGCCACCUCCUGCUUCAGUUGGGAAAAGUUAAACUCUGAGCCACAGGUGAGUGCUUUGUCAACUUUCCCCAGCUGUUGCUGGAGUAGCAGAGGUGGGAAUGAGUUGAUGAGGAAUAUUUGUGAAUGUAGCAUGCAACCUGUUGAUAUGUUGUGUCUUAGAAUGUGAGCUUGGGCAUCUCCAGUUGCAUUGACCUGUUUCUCCGCUUCAGCUCUUCAUUUAUAAUAUGUGGAUAUAAAUACUAAUGAGCCUUACAGGGCUAUUGUAAGGAUAAUUGAGAUAAUGUAUGUGAAGUGUUUUGAACACAUGAAAGACCCAUGGAAAUACUAAGCACAGAUAAACCUGUAGUACCUCUUGUGGCAGUCUAUGAAGGCCUGAGUUUUAUUAUGCUUUUAGGAUUUUACUUUGGUGUCAAAUGUAAG
Gekko japonicus is the source of this 1106-nucleotide messenger RNA. Its product is annotated as molybdopterin synthase catalytic subunit-like. Gene Ontology annotation, biological process: Mo-molybdopterin cofactor biosynthetic process. Gene Ontology annotation, cellular component: cytosol. The transcript has 6 exons. Gene Ontology annotation, molecular function: molybdopterin synthase activity. The coding region runs from base 92 to 559 and encodes 155 amino acids. Lineage: Eukaryota; Metazoa; Chordata; Lepidosauria; Squamata; Gekkonidae. The record is from RefSeq and is a predicted model, not a curated record.